Molecule: messenger RNA, 1195 nt
Organism: Galdieria sulphuraria
Lineage: Eukaryota; Rhodophyta; Bangiophyceae; Galdieriales; Galdieriaceae
Product: hydrolase, alpha/beta fold family protein
Exons: 1
Coding region: 166-1173 (335 amino acids)
Source: RefSeq, a predicted model, not a curated record
GCGCUGAAAUUGAAUUCAAGGAAAAUGCUCCAUCCAUUCUCUUGAAGAAGGCUUAGCCAGUCAGCUAGCAAAAUAGGGCUAUCACAUCUCGUCAAAGGUUUUCUUAGGAAAACCUCUUGGGUUAUCCUUGUUUUUGAGUUCCAACGUCUACUGGGAAGGAUGAUUAUGCCCACUUCCCCAGAAAGGUUGAAGGAAGCGGAACGAAAAGUGCUAGAACGGGUCAAAGUGUCCAUAGAGCAUGAAUUUGUUCGGGCUGGGAAUUAUAUGAUGCACGUUAUAGUAGCUGGAAGAGGAAACCGUAAAACUAUUGUACUCCUACACGGGCAUUCCAUGAGUGCAGCUUUCUUUUAUCGAAACUUGGAACAAUUGGUUUCGAUAGGUUACUGUGCUUAUGCUAUCGACCUCCUAGGUUGGGGAAGAUCUGACCGUCCAGAAUUUAAAGGAAGAACAGCAGAAGAAUCGAUUGCGUACUAUGUGGACAGCUUGCAACUUUGUUUACAGAGCGUAGACUUGAGACAGUUUGCCCUUUUGGGUCAUAGCCUUGGUGCUUACGUUGCUGUUCAAUAUACCUUGAAGAAUCCAACUUCAGUGACGAGACUAAUUCUUAUAUCUCCUGCAGGAAUAGAAAGAAAAGUUUCUCCUAUUCGUGCGCUGUACUUUGCCUUUACACCUCAGCUUCUAGUGAGAAGAGGAGGUCUCUUGGGAUAUCUGGGUUUUAUUGCUCGAUAUCCUCGACAACCCGGUUUUGUGGCGCCAGGACUUCGAAAAUUAGCGUAUCAGUUGAAUGCACAACCAAAACCGUCAGGAGACGCUGCUGUAGUUCCUCUUGUUUCUUUGAGAGGUUUCUCAAAUGCACAAUGUUUGUUUCCCUUGGUUGAAUGUAUUGAAAGGUUGAGAGUUCCUGUUCAUCUAGUUUGUGGAGACUUGGAUCCAGUUGUUAAAGUUUCUGAAGUGAAGCACUUGUAUGAGUUGUUGAAGGUUAUCAUUUCUGACUGUCAUUUUACAGUUAUUCGUGGAUCAGACCACUGUGCAUUUCUAGAAUAUCCUGACGAAUUCUUCAAUGCUGUUUUUCACGAAGAGAGACAAUCUUCCUCGACACAAUAUUCAACCUGUUGUCCAAAUGAUUUUACUGUCUCCGAUGUUUCUGUAGAAGAAGGAUCAGAAAGGGAAUAAGCUAUACAUACUUCUUUUAUUC